This is a messenger RNA of Harpegnathos saltator (Jerdon's jumping ant), 2562 nucleotides long. Its product is annotated as TATA-binding protein-associated factor 172-like. The coding region runs from base 779 to 1735 and encodes 318 amino acids. The transcript is spliced from 3 exons. Gene Ontology annotation, molecular function: TBP-class protein binding; DNA binding; ATP hydrolysis activity. Lineage: Eukaryota; Metazoa; Arthropoda; Insecta; Hymenoptera; Formicidae. The record is from RefSeq and is a predicted model, not a curated record.
AAGAUAAAUAACAAUCAUUAUAUAGAAUAAAAACUUAAACAUAGGAUGAAAAGUCAGAACCUUCCUAAAAUUACUAAUAAGUAAUUACUAAAUUUGUCGUUUUGUUAACAUAAGUUCAACGAACGCGUAUCUUACGAUACUGUUACUUUGAUGUUUAUAGAAGGUGUUUACAUGUUAAAAAUUUAGUAUAUUUUUUAUCGAUAAGUAGUGCAUAAAAUUCAAGUUAGAGAAUCCAAAAUGCAACUGAAUUAAAGAAGACUAGGAAUUUUUGAAAGAGUUUUCAAUUCUGUAAUACGAAGAUGUCAAGCGAGUGUAGAAAUGCAUAAAAGUCAUACAGAACACCUUUUGUAAAUAUUACAGUAAUAAUAAUGAUGAUGAUGAUGAUGAUGAUGAUGAUAUGAUAAGAUACUCGUUCAUUAAACCUGUGUUACCAAAACCGAAAAACAUUUGUGAUUCUGAAAGUAUUAAUUCCUCGAUCUGUUUGUAUGUUUUCUAAAUAUUUUUUACUCAAUAUAAUGCUAUUUACCCCAUAAGUCAUGAACCUUUUUUAAACUUGUAUAAUGUAAAUAUAGAAUCUUAUAUAAUGUAAAUAUGAACAGGAUGUGUUAAAUCAUGAUGGCAAUUUGAUUCGCAGGUGUUGCCAUUUUUGCUCCGUCGAAACAAGGAAGAUGUGCUACAAGAUCUGCCACCGAAAAUCACGCAGGAUUAUUAUUGCGAUUUGUCGCCCCUGCAGCGUAUAUUAUACGAGGAUUCCCGCACACGGCAUUCAGCUGCAUUAAUGUCCAAUACAUCUACCUCCUCGUCCUCGAACGAUUCUCAGAACAACAGUCAUGUGUUUGAGGCGCUGCGAUAUUUACGUAACGUGUGUAAUCAUCCUAAAUUGGUACUCAACUCACGGCAUCCAUUAUACCAAACGGUAUGCAAUAUGAUGAAGCAACAGCAAAAUACUCUAGCAGACAUUGAGCAUGGUGCGAAGCUACCUGCUCUCAAGCAGUUGUUGUUGGAUUGCGGCAUCGGACAACAAAACCAGCAAGCUCGCGGCAGCUCGUCGACUACGAGUACGGAUAGUACACAGCAACAGCAGUUGGUUAGCCAGCAUCGCGCUCUAAUCUUCUGCCAGUUGAAAGCGAUGUUGGAUAUAGUAGAGAAAGAUCUGUUACGUAUGCAUCUACCGACAGUAACGUAUCUGCGUCUCGACGGGAGCAUACCCGCGGCACAGCGACAUUCCGUCGUGGCACGUUUCAACGCCGAUCCGUCGAUCGACGUCCUGUUAUUGACCACUCAGGUUGGCGGUCUCGGUCUCAACUUAACUGGCGCAGAUACUGUUAUAUUCGUGGAGCACGACUGGAACCCGAUGAAGGAUCUGCAAGCGAUGGACCGCGCGCAUCGUAUAGGCCAGAAAAAAGUGGUGAAUGUCUAUCGUCUGAUUACCAGAUCUACAGUGGAGGAAAAGAUCAUGGGAUUGCAGAAGUUUAAACUUCUCACCGCAAAUACAGUAAUAUCAACGGAAAACGCUUCACUGGACACGAUGGGCACCGAUCAGUUGUUAGACUUAUUUACGUUGGAUAACGACAAAGACAAGAGAUCGGCUCAACAUGAAGACACCGCAGCAGGUCUACCAGGCGUCAGUCGCUCUAUGCUGGAUAUCCUACCUGAACUUUGGGGACAACAGCAAUAUGACGAUGAAUACGAUCUCGACUCAUUUUUGUCUACUCUGAAGGCUGAUAGCCAGUAAGCUUGUACCUCGAAAAUUUGUUCAGCGACAUGUGUGUAAAUUAGAGUUCAGUACAAUUGUCGCGUAUGUUGUAGUCCAAAAUUCGAUACAUAAUAUCAAGCGAAGUAGACAGGGUGACGGUAAAAUUUAGAAAUUGGAAGCAGUUAGUAACGUCAGACUGAAACUUAAUUUUAGGUGACAUCGAUAUAAUUGUUAUCGGUAUAACCUACAGAAUGUCCCGAACUUUUAUGACUAAACUUUGAAACGUAAUAAUGCAUGUUUGAUCCUGUAUCUAAUUAGAUAUAAACCCAAUUGAACAACUGCAAUAACGAGUUAUGUAAAUAUGUGAAGUGAAUAAAUGAUUUUUUUAUAAGGGCGAUGUGAUGUUAAUAAAAUAUUUGCAUGUAGAAUUAACAGACAUGAUAUUGACUGAAAAAAAGAGAAGUAAAAAGAAAAAAUAAAUGAGCAGUACAAAACAGUGUUUGAAUUAUACGAACGUAAUCCACACGUUGAUACGUAUGGAUUAUUCAUCUUUUUAAUUUUUUUUGUUUUUUUUUUUUUUUUAUGUAACUUCAAUCGUUCCAAUUUCUAGACUAAUUUACUGCCACUCGUACUUUCAACAACUGUAAGAGUCGAAUUUGAUUAAUUCUUGUUUGCGCAUGAUGCAUUGACGCCUCAGGCUUGGCAAUGAGCUGUUGAAUAUGAUGACACAUUGCAGUGACCAAAAGCAAUCAUUCUCGUGUAAUUUAAAUAUAAAAAGCUACGUCUGAUUAAAAUUUAACUCCGAUCUAGAUUGGACUGAUUCAGAUGUAUGCGUCCUCGUUACACGAAGCAAUGAGAAAAAAUAA